Saccharomycodes ludwigii is the source of this 6705-nucleotide messenger RNA. RefSeq names its product Bud3p (gene BUD3). NCBI's taxonomy places the organism in Eukaryota, Fungi, Ascomycota, Saccharomycetes, Saccharomycodales, Saccharomycodaceae. The record is from RefSeq and is a predicted model, not a curated record. Gene Ontology annotation, molecular function: guanyl-nucleotide exchange factor activity. The transcript has a single exon. The coding region runs from base 1 to 6705 and encodes 2234 amino acids.
AUGCCUACCCAAAUGCAGAACAAUCUCCAAUAUGAUAAAAAUAUUAAUUUUAAAUCCAGUACAACUGAUUAUGGUAAUAUGGACGCAUCUUCCAUUUAUUCUGGUUUAGAAGAAGCCAGUGCUCCAAUGCUAAUAAGUGCGUCCAACAACGAAUCUCAUAACCCAAAAACUUUCCCACCAAUUGUUUUAAAAAGCAACCUGCUUGGUCUUUUAGCACCUUCCACUUUACUCUUUCCCUUGGAACAAAAAAUUUCGGAUGAAUAUCAACUUGACUCACUAGUACCAGCUUCAAUGCUUCACAACAAGGAAAAAUUUAUGAAUAAUUUGGAAUAUUACAUCUUUAAGGAUUGUUGUUUUCUAAAAGGAUAUGAAUCAAGAGUUUUCGAAAAUUUCAUCGCUAUUAUUUUCAACACUACACAUAAGCCUGACGGUUUUUGCUGUAUAUUAUUCGACAAAUUUGGCUCUACAUAUCAUAGCAACAUAGAUCUCUCUAGCAAAUCACAGUAUUAUGAAGCUAUUCAAAACCUUUCUCCAGAUGCCAGAGAUAAUAUUAAAAAAUCCGCUGUUGUUUCCCUUUUACAAAAAUAUGCAUUUUUCAGCAAAAAAUACCCCUCAUUUUUUAAUGACAACAAGAUAAAUUUUGAUCCAACUGAUGCCGGUAUAGCAAUCAAUAAGAGUACACUAAUUAAUACAAAUACUUUUUUAUCUCCACUAAAAUUGGGCCAGUUGAUGUGCGACAAUGGUUGCUUCCAUCCAAGACAAUUGAAAAGUUUACUACUGGAUGUUGUGUAUGAAAACAAUACUAAAGCAAUUGACGAUAAUAAUAAAUUAGUUUUUCAUUUAGGCGAACAAUUAGAGCAAUUAUUUAACCCAUUAACCGAAUACUCCCCCGAACAAACUGAAAAUGUUUAUAAACCACCACUGGUCCAAGAAUUAAUAAUUGAUGUUCAUGAUACUGACCUGAUUAAUUCAAUUAUUAAUGAGUUUGUCACUCUGCAAACUAAUUUUACCGUUGAUUUGAUAACUUUUUUGCAAAAAUUUUUGAUCCCCACCAGAGUCUUGGUUGCCAAGAAUGAAAUUAAGGGUUUGAGCCUUAGCAAAUUAAACAGAGUAUUUCCACCAACGAUAGAUGAAGUUACAAGAAUAAAUUGCAUAUUUUUAGAUGCACUAAAACUAGCUUCGACUUUUGGUUCUUUGGAAGUUUUAAAGGCUUGCAGUAUUACCAUCCCAUAUUUUUAUAAAGCUUAUACAAGACACGAAGCAGCAACCAAAAAAUUUCAUAAAGAUGUGAAAGUAUUUUUACAAAGAUAUAAUACCAAGAUACCCAAUAAAGACAUAUACACUGAAAUGAAAUUAGAAACGAUUAUCAAGGGACCACAGGAAAAGCUACUGAAGUUCAAAUUGAUCAUAGAUAGGUUAUGGAAAGAGAAAAAGUGGGAUACCGAGUUCUUGAAAAGGGAAGCUUCGUUAUAUUAUGAAAAUGUUGUACGUGUUAUCGAUACCUUUGGUAGAAUUAGCCGACCAGCUAGUUACAAAAACAGAGUAUUCACACCAUCGGGCAAAAUUUUGGCCGAAUUAGCAGAUCUCUGGCCUGUCGAGUUGCAAUAUAAGUGGUUGAAGAGAAGAGUUGUUGGGAUAUUUGAUGUGUUGGAUGUUAAUUCCAUGGACAGAAGAAGCGUCAUUAUUGUUUUUAGUGAUUACGUUGUUUUUCUGGAUGUAAUAGAUGGCGAUUCAUACUAUAACGAUAACAUUGAUACUAACACAAACACAAAUUUGUUGAUUGGUUCAAAACCUCUGCUUAGUGACAUUCUAAUGAACUCUUUGUUAAAUGAAAUGGAGUUACCAAAUAAUAUUCCCAGAUUAAAAGUAGCCAACUACUGUAAUAUUAAAGACGUCAUCGUCACAUCUCUCAACUACAAUGUGCUAAGAUUUGAUAUCAUCAAACAAAACACGCAUCUAAGCUAUAAAUUGGUUUCUCCCAACGAUACUACCCAAAAAAUAUGCGACAUCAUUACUAAAGCUUCCAUACUAUGCAAGAACACUGCAUUCCAUCUGUUCAAAAAGGAUUUCCCCACAAAUAUUAAAUCGGGUAGAUACGAUGAUGAAGUUGUACACGACAGUGCAGACGCCUCGGGUGUCAGAAUACAAACUUAUGUAACUGCGCAUGAAGCAGAGGCAUACGCCAAAGAGAAAGUUAAAUCUAGGUUUGCUAUUUUUUUGAAUAUUCCUUGCCAUAAAAAAAUACUGCAAAAAUAUAAUGUUUACUUGGGGUUUUUUGCCACUUUAACUGAUGACGAUUAUGUAAAUUUGGAAGUCUUGAGUGAAAAUGAUAUUUACACAACUUUUAAAUGCCCUGUCACAGAAUAUUCCGAAGUUGUUAUGAAAUAUUUAAUCACAGAUAUUUUACCCAACUAUUAUUAUUCCUUACAAUCGCCGUUUUUGGAAUCUAUAUUAACUAUUAACGGGAACUUUAUAGAAAAAGUCAGGAAUCCUUUGAAGACUUUUUGGUUGAGCAGAAGGGAUGAGGGUAAGGAUGAAAGAAUUGUAAGUACUGGCGAUACAUUUCUACACGAAUCUUCUACCGAUUCUGCAUCGUACUUUGGCCCUGAAUUAAUAAAUAGAUCUAACUCUAGUACUACUACACCUGAAACACCAACCUUUGAUGAAAAUAAGUCUGCUAAACAAAACCCAUCCCAAAAGAUUAUUCCAGAAAAAAUAAAAAAGACAAAAUCACCGGUAGGAUCACCUAUUAAUCUUCCAAAAAUAAAUAAAGUGCCUCUUGUUAAAAAAGUUGAAACAGAGAAAUUUAACUUAAAACCAUCUUCUAAAAACACAAACAAUGGACUCAGAAAUCUGACGUCCAAUAGCGGGUCUAGUAUAGCAACGAAAAAGUCAACAAAAAGAUUCAGUGGGCUUUUAAGUCUGUUAAGUGGGAAAUCAAACGAACUUUCAAGCAAAAAUAAUUUAACAUCAAAAAAACAAAGAAGGAAAUCUCUUGGAAAUUCACUUUUUUUCCAUAAUGCUUCUGAAAAUUUAUCCUUUAGGCGUAAUAGCAAUGGGUCAAGGAAAUCAACGGCAAGUUUUAGUACCAAUAGCUCAAUGAUAUCUGGUACACGCCAUAUUUCAAGAAAAGAAAAUGAUGGUGGAGAAAAAUCGAGGUCUAAAAGGUCUUUUUCUGGGUUGUCUUUUGGUAAAAAUAAGGAUAAAUCAUCAAUUAUUGGAGUCGAUGAUUCUAACAAUGCACGUAUAAGUUCUGUUGUUCGUAAUGAUGAUUAUAAAAAGAUGCAAAAUACUAGUGAAGUUAGCACAUCUCAGCCCAGUCCGCUGCCCGAUAUUGUUGUUCAAACUGCUAACACUGAAAACAAAUCUGACAAUAUUCCAAAGAGUUUUGUUAGUGAUGAUGAUUUAACGAAUAAGAUUGUAGUCCCAACAGAUAUCGAUAAUGUGUUAGAUAAAACUGAAGUGGGUAAUAUUACAGAUAGAGCAUUAAAUAGAGAUUCGAGAAUCAGCCCGGAAGAAGUCGAUGUAGAUAAACAGCUGGAUUUUAAAAACACCAGUGUUAAAAGACAUCCAGAACAACAAAAACAAUCGCAUGUCUCAACUUUACCAUCUACUACAGAUAAGCCUACAACAAAUAAACAAUUACCUAAAGUUAGUGCUCAAAUUUCUUCUAUUAUAACUGAACCUAUUAAGCCAUUAUCAUUUGAGACACCUAUGGUCAAGAAAGGAGAGGGGGAGGUUGCAAAUACCACAAUUGAAAGUAAUAACUAUGCAAAUGGAACAUUAUUGCCCGCCAAUUUUGGUUCAAAUACGGUGGAAAACAAGAACCAAAAGAAUAUUGUUAAUGAACUGAACACUAAAAUUAAACAUUUGAAUGCCGAAAAUAAACCCAUAUUGGCAAACACUUUUUCUUCUUCUUCUUCUUCUUCAUUAUCUUCUUCACCAGUAAAUAGAAAUUCAAAAACAGGAAAAAAUAUUGUUUUGCCAAAACUACCGCCAAUACUUAAAGAAGGUGAUAAAAAAGAUGCUGUGCAAUUACCUGAAAAACACAAAAGUAAUGCUGAUGGUUUUCAAGUUGCAGAGGGAACACAUGUUCAUAAAAAUCAACCUAACGGUGCUAGUUUUGCUCCGGUUUUAAUUGGUGCUGAUAAACCAAUUAAUGAACAAGCAAAGUUGAAUGUUGUUGAAAAUAAAGAUUUUUCAUCUGUGGCUGAACCGGAAAAUAUCAAUAAUGUUAGCAAGUUACCUAAUAGUACUUCGACUAAUACCAUUUCUAACUUUAAACUUUCAAAAUCAACUUCAUAUAGAGAUUUGUUUGAAGGUAUGAAUAUGGUUUUAGAUAAUAAAGACAAGAAAAAUAAUUGGACUGUACUCAGUGACGAAAAUGAUGAUAGUUUUAGGGAGUACAAGACUAAUAAUUCAGCCAAACUAACUUUAUCUAAUGAUAAAAUUAUUAUGAAAAAUGAUGAAAAGAAACAUGAAUUCACCAAAUUUGCACCGAAGCAACGUGGAACUCCAAAUAUUUUUGCAAGAUAUUAUGAGGAGGUUGAAGAGGAGGUUACGCAGCCAGAACUCGCAGAAGAAGAACAAGAAGAAGAAGCAAUUGAAAAAAAUAAUAUUUUACAUGCUGAUAGUGAGAACGCCGGUAUUAUUGUUAACAAUAAGCAAACAUUCCCUGUAAUAAAGACACAUGAAAAAGAAAACUCACAAAGAGAUUUAGAUUCUCUACCAGGGUAUUCCAGUGAAUCAAAUUACUUGGAUAAUAUUGCUGAAAUUGCUUUGAAAAAAAAAUUAAUUACUAGUAAUAAUCACAAAAGUAACACCAUUGAUAUUAGUGCUACUGGAUCUCCAAGCAGAAAACUGGCUGGUAGCGAAGAAAUACCUAGAUUUCCAUCAUCAUUUUUAAAUCUAAAGGAUGAGAUAACCAAAAAUAUGGAUCAACUUUCCUCCUUUAAUCAAACUUUUGAAAAUAGUCCUUUGAAAAAUAAGACUUCUAAAUCACGGAGCAUUAAUAAGUCCUCUCGAAUUGCUGAUAAUCUUCAUGUUCCGAAAUUGGUUACAACAACAAAUAAGAAAUUCAAAGUUGUCAAUAAGGAUUUGUCAUCUGCGAGACCGAGCCAAUCACAUUCAUUAUCAGCAGUUAAAAAUGAACAAGAACAAAUGUCCAAACAAAAACAUAUUCCUUUAAUUAAGAUUGAACCAACUGAAACAAAAACAUUUACAGUUAAAACUGAGCAAGACGUUGCUUUUGAACCAACACUACAAAAAAAUGAGAUAUCGUUAUCAAGUGCUACACAGCAAUCUGCGAUAGAUAUGGACGUACGGGCGCCCAAAUUGGAAUCUGGCGAUGAACGUCUACCAAAUUUAAAACAAGAUAAUGUAAACGAUUCAGCUGUUGGAGUUAAUAACAGAGAAGAACAAGAAGGAAAUGAAUACACAGAUAAAAGUACCCUUUCAAAAAUUAGCCAUGCUAAUAUUACCACCGUUAUUGCUGAUUCCAAAAUUGAGCAGACAGAAUCUGGUCAUAACGUUAAAAUAGAAGAGACUGAUAAGGGGUGUUAUCCAAAAGAAGAAGCUUAUUAUGAUAAAAAUGAUGAUGAUGAUGAUGAUGAUGCUGAUGCUAAUGAUCUGUACGAUGAUUCAAAGAAUUUUAGUAAUACCAGUAAUAUAAAAAGAGAUGUUUCUAGCCCAAACCUAAGGAAGCAGUUGAUGAUGGGGUUUGGAGAAAAUAAUAUUGAUGCAUUAAUUAAAGCUGAUGAAGCAGACACUAAUGCCAUUGGUGCGUUAUCACAUUCGGAGGUAUCAAGUUUUUAUUAUUCGCCAAGCAAACCAAUGAAAAAUGAUCGUUUAAUGGAAUUUCCACAUGAUAUUUCAUCAUCCUUCAACAUUACUCAGCAUAAGUCACCUAAUAUUGAUAAUAAGGAUGUAAGUUUGCAAACUCCGUCUUCUUUAUCUGCUAGUAUCACUGUUCAAGACUUAGGCAGCGGUACUAACACUGUUAAGGGUGAGGAAGAGGAGAAAAACAUCAAGGAAGAGGAACAAAGGAUAUUGGAGGAAGAAAAGCAUAUGGAGGAAGUAGAGAAAAAGAUAUUGGAGGAAGAGAAGCGCAUUGAGGAAGCAGAGAAAAAGAUAAAAGAGGAAGAGAAAGAGAUAGAAGGAGAGGAGAAAAAUAUAAAUAAAGGAAAUAAAGGACAAUCAGAACAAGAACAAGGUAUUAACGGUACUAAAAGAAUUUCAUUAACUGAAGAUAUUAAAAAUGGCUUUAAUCAAUACGAAAAUGGGAAAAUUAAACCAGAGCAGUCUGCGUUAUUGGACGAUGAUGAUGAUUUUGAUUUCAGUUCAUUUGAAGUAUCGUUUACCAAAAAAAAGAGCAAUGAGCAUUCUUCUAUGAAUAAUAGUAAUAGUAAUAUUACAACUGGUGAUCAUAACAAUAAAAGCUUUGAAAAUCCAUUAGUAUCGCAGUAUCAAUUAAAAGAAUAUAGUACAAAUAAAAAAUACAAAACAGAUUGGGUUUCCCCUAGUGAACUUGAUUUAUAUGACAUAAGUCAAAGAUCAGAUUCUGUAAAUAAUAUUGAAAACACCAAUAAUAAUGUUAAUAUUAAUGAAGUCAGACAUAAAAACGGUAAACUUAAUAUGCCUAGGGAUUCAUCUAAUAAUUUUUUUAGUAGAGAUGACUCAUUUAGUUACUUAGGUGAUUAUUUAUAA